UGCCUAAGUUUUAUUUCUACAAUUCUGAAACAAAUUCGAACUUUUAUUUUGUGGCAUAUAUCAGGACUUUAAUUUCUGUUUUUCUCCAAAGGAAAGGUGAAAUUACCUGGCGAUAUCAUGCCAUCUUCUUGCGAUUUUUAUUACCCACUAGUUACUGCAAGAAGUCGCCCUUGGAGUUUGUCACUGCAAGACGACAGUAGAGACUCUGUGACGACAAAGUGCCUGUGCUGGACAGGCUCUGUACCAUCGACUCCGGAUAUGGCUCUCGUGGAGCAGGGUGAGAAUGCGCCUGAUGAGAACUGCAGACGACUUGUUGUGCUGGGAUCAAGCAAAGUUGGAAAAACUUCGAUUGUUUCUAGAUUUCUGAAUAACAAGUAUGACGAGACAUAUACACCUACUAUUGAGGAUUUUCAUCGGAAAAUUUAUAAAAUUCGGGGAGAGGCAUAUCGUUUGGACAUUCUUGACACAUCCGGCAAUCAUCCAUUUCCGGCAAUGAGACGAUUGUCAUUCAUAACAGGUGAUCUGUUUAUUCUAGUCUACUGUAUUUCAAACAGAGAAUCGUUUGAAGAGGUAACCAGACUUCGGAACCAGAUAAUUGAGUGUAAAAGUCAGUGUAAACUUGGAUCUGCGAACAGAAAAACAAUGUAUACACCUAUGAUACUAGUGGGUAAUAAGUGUGACAGAGAAAAAGAUAGAGUAAUCGACCCUUCUGAGCCUCAAGCCCUCAUCGCAGGUCAACAGCAAGCUGAUUUUAUUGAAACAUCUGCCAAAAAGAAUGUAAACAUCGAAGAUAUAUUCGUUCGCUUAUUUAAACUUGCUAAACUACCAACGGAGAUGAGCCCGGCUUUACACCGUAAAGUGAAUCCGUCAUAUAUUAGUAACAGUGCCGCAAACCCUAAUCGUAAAGGUGUGUCUAUCCGACGUAAAAUGAGCGACGCCUGUGGAGCAAUUGCACCAAAUGUUCGCCGCCCAAGUAUAAGGACGGAUCUUUUGGUUGCACAAACUCGGACAAAUUUGAAUUCUUUGCCUGGUUCAAAUGCUCGUGAUUCCCGAUGCGUGAUUCAAUAGGAUAAAAUACAUUACAUGAAACGGAGAGUAACAAUAACUAGAACAUACCAGUGACCAGCAGUUUUGCCAAAAUGAAUCAUAAUAUCAUUUUAUGAUGAUGUAAUAAACAUCUUUUUCGUGUAUUUGGUAUAACAUAGAAACAUCUAUUGAACAUUUGUUUUGUGACCAUUAUCUAGUUAGGAUUUGUUUAUAAGAUUAGUAGUCCUGCUUAGGAUGGAAAAGGAAAUCUUUGUACAUGUAAAUUGACAAAUGCCACAGUCACGUCCAAAUGAAAGAAAUGGAU
Molecule: messenger RNA, 1351 nt
Organism: Ruditapes philippinarum (Manila clam)
Lineage: Eukaryota; Metazoa; Mollusca; Bivalvia; Venerida; Veneridae
Product: GTP-binding protein Rhes-like
Exons: 3
Coding region: 118-1068 (316 amino acids)
Molecular function (GO): GTPase activity; GTP binding
Source: RefSeq, a predicted model, not a curated record